AUGCAAAGUAACCUUAUUUUCGAAAAAUCAAAUAUCUAUCCAGGGCUCAGUAAAUUAAAAAAGAGAAAUAAACCACCCUCAUCAAAAACGAAUCUAAAAGAUUACCGGACUCGAAAUGGACUCGGGCUCGGACUCGGUCAAGCAAUAUUUCCUAACGAUCCUUUACCAAAACUUGAUGAAGAAUUUUAUGAAUUUUGUUAUAUUCUCUCAUCAACAAAACGAUCGACUGGCUCUUCGAUACCAUUUCAAUUAAAUUGUUUAGAUGAUGAUAUUUGUGUCUACAAUCGAGACAAUGAGCACAAUCAAGGUCAUCAAUCGACUCUUGCUGUGAAUAAACGUAGUGGCAAUGAUUUAGUUACUAUCGAUUUAAUUAAUGGUGAAACAAAUGGAGAUGAUUCCGAUUUUAUUGUGAUUCAAACUAAACACACACACACAGAAAAGAAACUAAAAAAUGAUUAUAAACAUGUGUUAUUAAUAAAUCGAAAAUUAGAAAAAGAAAAUGAUCAAUUAAAAAUGAAAAUGGAUCACACUGAACUGCAAUCAAAUGAAAUUAUUAAGAAAAUGAAUCAGGAUAUCAUCGCCAGAGAAAAACAAUAUGCAUCUCUCACUGGCGAAUUGAAAAGUUACAGUCAAGAUGAAAUCUCGUUAAAAUCUACUUAUUUGAAAUGUCGUGAACUUUGUUCAACACAAACUGAAACAAAUCAGAUAUAUGCAUUGAAACUCGCAGAAUUGGAAACAAAUGCGCAAAAAGCUCAACUUAUUUACGAUGAUACAAGUGAAAAAUUACAACAACAAACACAAACAUGCAUAGCACACCCUAUUUGCGGGCCUAUGAUGCGUGUUUCGUCAUUACCAUUUCGUUUAUUAGCAUUGGAAUAUGGUGCUGACAUUGUUUUCUGGGAACAAUUAAUUGAUUUUCGAUUGAGUAAUUGUAUUUCUUGUCAUUCUAGACAAAUGGCGUUUCAACAACAUCAGUUUACAGUAGAAGGUGGGAGAUUGAUGAUAAACUACUCGUGUUGUGCUGAAUCAUCAAAAAUGAGUAAUCAGCUAAAGCGUGUAGCCAUUAUCGGCUCGGGAAACUGGGGUUCAACAAUCGCAAAAAUCGUCGGUAAUAAUAUCAAAAACUUUGGAGCAUGUGAAAAUGAAAUUAAAAUGUAUGUUUACGAAGAAAUGAUUGAUGGCAAAAAAUUAACAGAUAUUAUUAACCAAGAGCAUGAAAAUAAAAGAUAUUUACCGGGACAUAAACUGCCAGAUAAUGUUGUUGCAUGUCCCGAUGUGGCUGAGUCAGCUAAAGAUGCUGAUAUUUUAUUAAUUGUACUUCCUCAUCAGUUUAUUGAGCGAACAUGUUCGACAAUGAAAAAUCAAAUUAAGAGAACUGCCUUUGCUGUCUCAUUUUCGAAGGGUUUUUAUGUAAAUAAGGACAAAAAAGCUGAAUUAAUAUCCGCUGUCAUUAAUCGUCAGUUAGAUAUACCAUGUUACGUUUUAAUGGGUGCUAAUAGUGCUAAUGAAGUUGCAUCUGGUACAUUUUGUGAAGCAACAGUGGGAUCAAGAAAUUAUGAACAUGCACAAUUAAUCAAAGAUCUUAUUCAAACAGAUGGUUUUAGAAUUGUUAUUAAACCCGAUACAGAAGUUAUUGAAGUAUUAGGAGCGUUAAAAAAUAUCGUUGCUGUGGCCGCUGGGUUUAGCGAUGGAUUAGGUUUUGGUGAUAACACAAAAGCAGCUGUCAUUCGUUUAGGCUUGAAAGAAAUGGUCAAAUUUUGUGAAGAA
Molecule: messenger RNA, 1767 nt
Organism: Didymodactylos carnosus
Lineage: Eukaryota; Metazoa; Rotifera; Eurotatoria; Philodinida; Philodinidae
Source: the annotation of a GenBank genome assembly